GUCAAUGGAUGUUUUUUAAUAUGUGGUGCUGAGGAUCGAAUCCAGUGCCUCACGCAUGCAAGCCAUGUCUGAACUCAGUGAUGAAGCCAGCGAGCCGGAGCUCCUGAACCGCAGCUUGUCCAUGUGGCAUGGGCUGGGCACACAGGUCAGCCAGGAGGAGCUGGAUGUCCCCUUGGAUCUUCACACAGCUGCCUCUAUUGGCCAGUAUGAGGUGGUGAAGGAGUGUGUGCAGCGGGGAGAGUUAGAUUUGAAUGAGAAGAACGGUGGUGGCUGGACCCCGCUGAUGUAUGCCUCCUACAUUGGACACGAUACCAUCGUGCACCUGCUGCUCGAGGCAGGGGUGAGUGUGAAUGUGCCGACCCCAGAAGGGCAGACUCCACUGAUGCUGGCCUCCAGCUGUGGCAACGAGAGCAUCGCCUACUUUCUCCUCCAGCUGACAGCCUGGAGGGCGCUGCUGUCCGCCCACCCACACAGGGAAAUGGGCCAUAACCUGCACUCUGUUCUCUCGAAGCAAGGUGCAGAGCUGGAGAUGAAAGACAUUCAUGGCUGGACUGCGCUCUUCCACUGCACCAGUGCCGGGCACCAGCAGAUGGUUAAGUUCCUCCUGGAUAACGGAGCAAACGCCAACAUAAGGGAGCCAGUUUAUGGAUUUACUCCUUUGAUGGAAGCAGCUGCUGCUGGCCAUGAGAUAAUCGUGCAGUAUUUUCUGAACCAUGGAGUCAGAGUGGACACAAGAGAUCAUAGUGGAGCCACAGCCCGGAUGCUGGCCAAACAGUAUGGACACAUGAAGAUCGUGGCCUUGAUAGACACUCACUCACCUGCUCUGCCUAAGAAUCUCUACCGGAGCCCAGAAAAAUAUGAAGAUCUGAGCUCCUCAGAUGAGACUUACCCUGUUGCUCAGAGACAGAGGCCCUGUCGCAAGAAGGGCCUCAGCAUCCACGAGGGCCCGCGAGCCCUGGCCAGGAUCACAGCAGCUGGACGAGGAGGCGAGGCCCCGCAGCCCCGCUGUGAGCAGGUGCCGCCACGGGGCUACAUGACCUUCACCAGCAGCGACGAGAACCCCCUGCAAGGCGAGGGCCUCUGCUACCGGGACGUUACCUCCCCCAUCAAUGAGCGGGACGUGGAAAGCAGCAGCAGCAGCAGCCGGGAGGAACCUGCUUUCUGUGCCAGCCUCGGGGCCGUGCGAAGCAGCAGCAGUGAGGGCCUGGCGAGAGCCCAGGGGCUCAGCAGUGAAGCCUCCUUGGAGAGCAAUGAGGAUUCGGAUCAUGUCCGUAAAAGCUCUGUUCGCAGACAAACCAAAAGUUAUGUGAAAACCAAGAAUCGUUACAGCACCGGCGACAUCCAGUGGCCUCCCUGCUCUGGGACUUGUGGAGCUUCCUGUUCCCCAAGAUUUGUGCCCCAAGCUGAGAGGUCAUCCUAUACAGGACCCCAGGACCUUGCAGCACUGCUGGAGCAGAUUGGCUGUCUGAAGUACCUGCAGGUGUUUGAGGAGCAGGAUGUGGACCUCCGCAUCUUCCUGACCCUCACCGAGAGCGACCUGAAGGAGAUUGGCAUCACGAUCUGCCUUCUGAGAGUGCGUGUCUUGGUGUCACCGGGUGUAGCACACGGACCUUCUUGGAUGUUUACUCGCGUCUGUGAUCAAGUUUGGAAUGUUUCAGCCAUUAGUUCUUCAGAUGCUCUCCUGUCGCCUUCCUCUCUCCUGGGACUCCCGCGGUGUGAAUGUGGGCACCCGGAUGGUGUCUCACAGCCUCUCUUCACCUUCCUUCAGUCUUUUUUGUUUCUCAGAUUAAAUGAUUUCCAUUGCUCGAAUCUGCCUUUGAAUCCCUCCAGUGAAUUUAUUAUCGCAGUUAUUGUGCUUUUCUGCUCGUCUCUUUUUCAGUUUCUCUGUUAAUAGUUUUAUUUUGUUUUGACUUCUACAUCUUUUAGCUUAGACCGCUGAGCAUCUUUAAGAUAGUUGUUCAAAAGUCUUUGUCUAGUAGAAUAUGUCAGGUUUCAUUCAGGGACGGUGUCUUGGUUUUUUAUUGUCUUUGUCCUGUGUUUUUUUUUUUGUCAUUCGAAACAAGACAUUUGAGUCUCAUAUCGUGGUAACUUUGGAAAUAUUCCUUGUUAGCUGUUUUUGUUACUUUUUUUGCUGUGGGCUUCUCAGGCUUUUUCUGAGCCUGUGCCACCUUGUAGGUAUAUGUAGUGAUUUUCUUGUUUUUCUUGUACAUGAAGUUGCUUUUGAAUGUCCUAGUUUUAACUGACUAACAGAAAAACAAGAAGGUACCACCCUUUAAAGCCCCUUGGGAGUCACUUUAGCCAGCUUGUGGGUCAGGGCUUGCAGCAUGGCCAUGGCCUCCACGUCUCUGAUCUUUGGAGGACAGGAUCUGCACUGCCCACCCUGGUUGCUGUUAGCUGCAGGGGUAAGAGGCUGGGCCUGGGUAAUUGCCAUUGUGCUAGGAGAUGAACUUAAACUGACUGCACUUGGCACAGGGCCUUCUGUAGCUCCAGAGCUCCAAGACAGCUACUCACAUUAUGCCAGUACAGGUGUCUGAGUGGGGAGACAGAUUGCUGGUGACCUGGAAUCCUCUGGGCUCACUUCUGAGAGUUUCAUGAGCAGAUAGACACUCUUAUCCACAGGGGGACCAGCAGCAGAGACUUUUGGAAGCUGUUUCUGUACUCUGCCCCAGGGUCCCAGGGCGAUCCUUCAGAGCCAAGAGUUCCCUAGGGGACGGCCUUGGCAGCAGGUUGGCUCGUGGAGUCCGUGUGAGUGUAGCACGUGCUGACGUGCAUCCUUCUCUGACC
Messenger RNA from Sciurus carolinensis (gray squirrel), 2784 nucleotides. It is a transcript of the gene Anks3, whose product is annotated as ankyrin repeat and sterile alpha motif domain containing 3. Gene Ontology annotation, molecular function: protein binding. The record is from RefSeq and is a predicted model, not a curated record. The coding region runs from base 56 to 1891 and encodes 611 amino acids. NCBI's taxonomy places the organism in Eukaryota, Metazoa, Chordata, Mammalia, Rodentia, Sciuridae. The transcript has 12 exons. Gene Ontology annotation, cellular component: cilium.